UAUCGGACAUACCACUGUGUGUACAUUGGGAGCGGGGAAUUCACAGGCCACCAUCCGAAGCUGAACUGAUGAACUGUUAAAUAUAUUAUCCAUCGCAGCAAAUGUCUACGUUACUGUCCUCCAGUCUUUCAUCGAGUCAGUUUGUCUUGACAAAUAGAUUAAGUUGAUACAUUCAUCUUAUACAUAUCCUACCUCAUCGAUGAAAAAUCCAACGGUAGAAUUAGCAAGUAUGGAGUCUCCAAGAGAAGAUUCGCCGGAAAAUAAUAAAGAAGUUACCCAAUCAAACGGCACAACGCCUACGGAAAGCACAUUUUUGUCAAGAAAUAGCAUCGAUACUUAUGGAGAUGAAGAAAAAAUUAUUAUACCAGAUGUAGUCGAGGGGAAAUUUAGCUUCAGAAAGCUAUGGGCUUUUACUGGUCCUGGAUUUUUAAUGUCCAUUGCUUACCUCGACCCUGGAAAUAUUGAGUCGGAUUUACAAGCUGGGGUUGCUGCGAACUACAGAUUAUUAUGGGUCUUAUUGAGUGCAACACUUCUCGGUCUCCUUAUGCAAAGGCUCAGUGCCAGGCUUGGCGUAGUAUCAGGCACACAUUUAGCAGAAAUGUGUUACAGACAAUAUAAAACUGCCCCUAGAUUUGCUUUAUGGAUUAUGGUAGAGAUCGCUAUCAUUGGUAGCGACAUGCAAGAAGUUAUAGGUACAGCGAUUGCCCUGUUUCUGCUGUCCGGUGGAGUAAUACAGUUAUGGGCCGGUGUUCUCAUUACCAUAGUGGAUACUUUUACGUUUCUGGUUUUGGACAAAUAUGGUCUUCGUAAAUUGGAAUUCUUUUUUGGAUUUCUAAUCACUAUAAUGGCUGUGACUUUUGGUUUCGAGUACGUUAUAUCCAAACCACCGCAAGGCGAAGUUUUGGCCGGUAUGUUUGUUCCUUGGUGCUCAGACUGUGGCGCUAAAGAAAUCAAGCAGGCUGUAGGGAUAAUUGGAGCUGUUAUAAUGCCGCACAAUCUUUAUCUCCACAGUGCUCUUGUUAAGUCCCGAAGAAUUGAUAGAAAAGUGCCGGCGGAAGUUAAAGAUGCCAAUAUGUACUAUUUCAUCGAAGCCAGCAUUGCACUGUUCGUUUCUUUUAUAAUAAACGUUUUCGUCAUCGCAGUGUUUGCACAUGGACUCUACAAUAAAACGAAUGCUGAUGUGCAUUCCGUGUGUCUGGCGCACAAUAAUACUUUGGGAAUUAAUACUUUUGAGAAUAACAACGAACUCGUCGAGGCAGAUCUCUACACCGGUGGGAUAUUUCUAGGUUGUCAAUUUGGCGCCAUUGCCAUGUACAUUUGGGCUGUAGGAAUUUUAGCUUCGGGUCAAUCUUCGACGAUGACUGGUACAUACGCAGGACAAUUUGCAAUGGAAGGAUUUUUGAACCUUCAAUGGGCCAGAUGGAAGCGAGUUUUAUUCACUCGUACAAUAGCUAUAAUUCCUACGUUCACGCUAGCUUUCGUUGCAAAUGUCAACGAUAUGAGUCAGAUGAAUGAAUAUCUAAACGCCAUUAUGAGCUUGCAGUUGCCAUUCGCGGUUUUACCCACGAUCGCAUUUACCAGUAACGUGCAAAUAAUGGGACAGUUCAAAAAUGGAUUAGGAAAUAAAAUCGCUGCCUCAACCCUUGCCGUUGUUGUGAUAGCUAUAAACAUUUAUUUCGUGAUCGUCACUGUCGAGGAACGAGUACCAAAACAUUGGGCAAUUUUACUGUUCAUUGCAAUAUUCGCAAUCCUCUAUAUACUAUUUUGUUUGUAUCUCGUCAUACACAUGGCUAUCAGCAUGGGUGCAACUGGACUGCUACAGUAUUCGUUUAUAAACAAGUACAUCGGCAGUUCUGCAAAUGUAAAUUUGGACUCCGUGACUCAGGUACCCUACACAACAACGUAAUAAAAUAUGAUAAAAAUUCUAAAAGAGCAAUCUCGGGAAAAGUCUCCGUCACUAUAUUUAUGUAAUAUUUCUUUACGCAAGCAGGUAUAUGUAAGUAUAAAUAGAAGAAUGAUUACGAUGUAAAUUAUGUUAAGGUCUAACGCGAAAAUUAACAGAGAGUUUUGAGAUGUAGAUACGUACGUAUAAAAGAAUAACUCAACGCUAAAAUACAAAUAGAAAAGAAAAUUUGAGUGAUUGUAUUUUGUAUAUAAAAAUACUUUUGGAAAAUUGUUGUUUUUUUUUUAUUUUUUAUUUUGACUAUUUCAAAAUAGUUUCAUCAUUUGGAUAAACACUUUGCAGUAUAUUUUAGAUAUUCAAAUUUAAAUUCUCAAAGUUCAUCUGGUUAGAAUUUUAAGGUGUAAAGAUCAAGUUACUUCGAAGUAAGCACGUUACUUCGACAUUUUAUUGUCAGUCAAUUGUAUAUACAUGAAAUAGUUUUAUGGAAAUAUAAUUUCUAAGAAGUA
Messenger RNA from Athalia rosae (coleseed sawfly), 2409 nucleotides. It is a transcript of the gene Mvl, whose product is annotated as protein Malvolio. Gene Ontology annotation, molecular function: manganese ion transmembrane transporter activity; iron ion transmembrane transporter activity; cadmium ion transmembrane transporter activity. Gene Ontology annotation, cellular component: apical plasma membrane. The record is from RefSeq and is a predicted model, not a curated record. The transcript is spliced from 11 exons. Gene Ontology annotation, biological process: manganese ion homeostasis; metal ion transport; response to manganese ion. Lineage: Eukaryota; Metazoa; Arthropoda; Insecta; Hymenoptera; Athaliidae. The coding region runs from base 200 to 1906 and encodes 568 amino acids.